CGUCAGUCUAUGUAUAAAGUCGGAAGAAGCAACGCGGAAUCCACGUACGUACACGUAUCGAUCUGAACGGCGAAGGAGCACGCGUACGCUUGUUUGAAUUCACCCGCUGAGCACACUGGGCGGUAUCAGUAGCAGAUCGCGAGUCCUCGAGUGAGGUCCAUCCUUGCAGACCGCGUUUCGCAGUCGAGCCACCGCGCGGAUCCAUCCCGCCUCGAGACUCGUCGGAAAAUACCUCUCCACUUAUACACGAUCCACGAGGAUCGCAUGACGAAAGUUAACGCGCACGCCAUCGCGUUCACGCCGAUUCGAAAAUAAAAACGUCCGACGAGGAGAACGGAGGAGAAAGGAGAAACCGGAGGAGUCGAGGGAACUUUCGUGGAGAGAGUUGCUAGCCCUUAGAUCGUUGUAUCCAGCGGCGUAUCCGGCCGGCAGUUUCGAACGAUACCACCACGGCAAAAAUGACUUUGCCGCUGUUUAAAUUAAUUGUGACGUUAGGAGCGGUUCUCAGCUUGGUCGAAUUUUCCUCCAGCGCGGCGGUCAGAUCGGAGGAGUUCGCGGAGCAAGUGCGACAGAUCGUCCACGAGUCCGAUCCCGACAGAGCUUACCCCGACGAAGCCUACCCCGACAGCUUGAGGAUCCUAAGGGCGACCGAAAGCGGAAGCGACAAACCUAAACGGAACUGCUAUGAUUCACCAUGCGGAUGGAACGCGUACGAUCGCAUCACUCGUCGAUCCAAAGUUUUCAUGGCAAAUACAUGCAGAUGCCCCGACGAAACCUACAGGUGCGUACACACUGGUGAGAACUUGUCGAUGAGCGCGUAUGUAUAUCAUUGCCGUCAAAAUACGACGGUGGAUUUCGAUGACGGUUUGGACUCUGCAGACUACGUAAAUUAGAACGUGCGUCCGUUGUCAUGGUGUCAACCACUACUUCACCGUGUCGAACGAACAGAUUUCCACUUACCUCCUGGUCCCGGGAACGCCGACUAUUCCUUCGUUAUCGGCCAGUAAUAUUCUUCGUCCAUUUCCUCUUCCAGUAAUCUCCUUGUGCCAUUGGUUCACGAGAAAGGAUGGCCAAUAAUGACACGAACGUCUUGUGUUGACUCUCAUGCACGUAAACACAACUUAGGAUGAAAAACAGGACGGGUCACCAGUUUUAUUUUCAUCGCGUGCAAAGUUUUUCUGACGGUGAACUUCGAAGUUUCGCGGUCGACUAAACCUAACCCUGCGACGAAAGCGCCACGCGAAACUCGAAUUGUACGCAGAGUCCCGAUUCAAAUCCGACUGUUCCCGACGACCAGAAUUAUAUUAAGUUGAAUAGUAUAUGCUCUAAAUUUUUUGCUCAUCGGCAUUCGUUCGAUUAUAUUUAAGAGUUUUCACCAAAUUUUUAGUAUUAGGACACGGAUCGAAUGAAAAUCGAGAGAUGUUCGAACAAAAGUUAUCGGAACCCGAAUCACGAGCGCGAGACUUUGAGACCCAAGUAUUAUGCCACACAACGAUUGUUUUCAACAGAAUUCGAUACAGUAGCUUCUCUUUAAUUACUCUUCAUGAUUCUCAUACAGUUUUAGCAAGAUUUUUUAAUUCAAAUUAUUGAUUUUUACCUUGAUACUCAACUGUGUGUCUUCGAACAGCAUCAAUCUGAACAGGAACUGACGAACUAGACGAACAGGAAGUAACUGACCGGUUGAUUAUUAGGCGGGAAUUCUGCGUUGCCAUGGAAACGAAAGUAUUACGCCAUACAACAAUUGUUUUCGAUAAAAUUUAAUACAGUAGCUUGUUUUUAAUUAUUGUUCGUGAUUUUUGUAUAAUUUUAGCAAGAUGUUUUGAUUAAAAUUAUUAAUUUUUACCUUAAUACUCAACCGUGUGUCUUCGAACAGCGUCACCUCGAGUAGACGAAUAGGAACUGACCAGUUGGUUAUUAGGCGGGAAUUCUGUGUUGCCAUGAAAACAAAAGUCUCGCGCUAAAUUGAGAUUGUUCAAUUCGUGAAAAAAACCGUUGCGAAUUUCUAACGUUGCUGAAAUCGAUAUAAAAGUGAAAAAUGAGAUACAAACGAAUCGCAGAUUGAUAUACUAUCGUUCGACAUAAACUAGACGCACGGAAGCAAAACCGUAAAUUAAAAAUUUUCCAUCAAACUAUGCACAACGUAAAAUUCGCCAUAAAGCGAUUAAGUAGCAACUCGUAUUAAUCCUUUACGAAUGCAUACAAGAAUUUUGAAUUUAGUCUGUUUAAAUUUUAAUCAUCCCAGACUCAAUUCGUGUUAUUAAAAGCAAUUUUCAAUCUCGUUCAAGUUUCUAUCAAAUUGUUGAUAAGAAUAUAAACAUUCGUAUUUGUAACUGUAAUUCCUAAAAUAUAUUACUUCGAUAAAUAAACAGGAAAUCGCGUUUUAAAUUCCUGACGGAAAUAUUGCACGGCCUAUUAGGAUGUAAAGUUAUUUGCAUAUUGCGUCAUUUCCGUUUAUCAUAAAUUCAGCAGGAAAAAUUUUAAAAGACAUUAAUCAUUUUAUCUACGUAAAACACAUUGAACGUCUAAUUCAAUUUUCAGACACUUGUCGAAGAUCAAUUUCGACAUCGAAACAAAUUUGAAUUUUAAAGCAAUUGAAAUAACGAUCUUAUUCAUCGAAGUUCAUUAUUAAAUGGAAAUAAUUACUUUAAGUUAACUCUUUGCGGACGUUGUCUGCAUAUACUGGGCAACAUACUCUUACCAUUGUACAUCGAGAAAUUCUUUAGAAACCUAUUGCAUAAAUCAAAAAAAUUGAUUUCUUUAAUAUAUACAUAUAUAUAUUAAAAUAAUAUGUAUACAUUGGAUAAAGUAAUUUUAACAUACUAAAAUGUCCGUCCGUGAGGGGUUAAUCGCACCUUGUAUGUAUUCAAGGUGAUGUAAACGUAGCAAAGUUAGUUACAGUAUUUUAAUAAGGCGCAAUCCACUAUUUUGUACUUAACGGGAGAAAUUCUUUCGAAUUUUUUGUGUAUCAUAAUCAACUAUUUAUAACGACCUAAAAACAAUAGUAAUGUAACUAAUAUCAUUCAUUCAGUACGUAACAUCAUACUCGAAUUUUUAUUCAAAGAUCAAAGAGGUCCCUACUCCAGCUAAUGUUUAUUCGUAUCUUUUACGUUUCAUAGAUAUACUACAUCGUCUUGCAAUUGCUUUUGAAUAAUAUAAAAAAAUACUUUAUGAUAAGACACGGAAGUAACAACACAUUAUCUCGUCUUCUUCAAUUGCAUUACAUUUGAUAUACAUGAAACGAUAAAAUAGAAAAGUAAUUAUAUAGAAACGUUUUUCUACACGUUUGCAGUUUCUAUUUACUAUAUUACCAAAAUACACAUAUAGCUUAUAUUCUUAAUUCUUGUUUGAAGUAUAAAUUAUACUUAAUUUUCUUUUCAUAUAUUUUAUUAAUUUGAUGGAUUUUUACUUUUUUUCAAAAUGUAUACUACUAUUAAGAAAAGAUUCAACUAACAACUCGAAUGUUGCACGAUUAAUUUGUGCGAUACAUCACUCAGAAAAUUAAUAAGAUUCUAAAUGUUAUCAGCGUUUUAAGAAAGCAUGUAGAAAAUACUGUAGAAAAUAGUUCAGGCAAUGUAUUCGUAUGCAGUAUUUCAUUUAAUAUUUAAUACACAGGAAGGGUAAAUUAUCUAUAGUUGUACGAUUAUCGAUGUUAUCAUUUUUAAUAAAAAUAAGUAAUGUUGUAGGAAA
Messenger RNA from Colletes gigas, 3687 nucleotides. RefSeq lists its product as uncharacterized. Lineage: Eukaryota; Metazoa; Arthropoda; Insecta; Hymenoptera; Colletidae. The transcript has 3 exons. The record is from RefSeq and is a predicted model, not a curated record. The coding region runs from base 459 to 893 and encodes 144 amino acids.